UAAUCUAAUCUGUGAUGAAAUUUUGGUGACGCUAGCUGGUCAACUCUUGGUAUCUAUUACGUAUUUUCAAAAUUUUCGAAAAUUAAGUUAUAAAUAUUUAUUAAAUCGUUACGCUUUUGUAAAAGAAUUUCAUACCGUGUCAUUAACUUGUUAAAUUACAAACUAUAAGAUGUCACGCUACCGCGAAUGGGAUUUAUCCUGCAAAGUGUACGUGGGUAAUCUUGGCACAAAUGCAUCAAAGUACGAAAUUGAAAAAAUAUUUUCUAAAUAUGGUAAUAUAAGGAAUGUGUGGGUGGCGAGAAAUCCACCAGGGUUUGCAUUUGUUGAAUUUGAGGAUCCUCGAGAUGCAGAAGAUUCAGUUCGUGGGCUAGAUGGAACACGCUGCUGCGGAACUCGCAUUCGUGUUGAGAUGUCCAAUGGGCGCACAAGAAGGGACCGCAGGUCCCGUAGUCGCAGCCCAAGGCGGCGCUCGUACUCGCGCGGUCGUUCCUUGUCACCGCGGCGCUCCCCCUCCGUGCGUCGCCGCUCGCCUUCGCCCCGCAGAUCCAGGUCACGCGACCGACGCAGCAGAUCCGACAGCAAAACCAGAUAUUGAAAAUGUUGUAUGGGACGCUGAUCCGUUUUGGAUGCAAGGAACUUGAGUAAACUUUGAUUAUAAAUAUGUUUUGAUAUAUAGUGGUGUGUUUGUGACAUUUAGUUUGGAUCAUCCAUAGUAAUAUUAUUAACUUCAUUCGCUUUUGUUUGUUCAGGACAAUGUUUCAAUCACAAUUUACAUAGUUUGUAAUAUAAUGCAAUAUUUCAACACAUUUUUGAAACUAUAGUUAAGAUAGUGUAUUUGACAGCUUAAAAUUAAAUUGAAUUCCAUCUUUAGGGGAAUUUUUAUCAGCACCCAAGAUUGUUAAAGUAGUCUUAACUAUCUAGCAUUUUUACGUAAUAAUCAGGAAGAUUAAUUUUAGAUUAAUGUUGGAAUAUAGAAUCUAUUUUCCGAUUUAUGACAACUUUAAUUGUAAAUAAAAUUAUGCAUUAAAAAGUUGUUAGUUCAUAAUAGCCGUCAGACUUUGUAAGAAUGAGUGUGUAUGAGUUUUGUCUUAUUGCAAUAUAUAUUGUUAAAUUAAGGUACUUUUAAGAAUUAAAUACGUUAAUAAAUUA
Messenger RNA from Papilio xuthus (Asian swallowtail), 1149 nucleotides. NCBI's taxonomy places the organism in Eukaryota, Metazoa, Arthropoda, Insecta, Lepidoptera, Papilionidae. The record is from RefSeq and is a predicted model, not a curated record.